Molecule: messenger RNA, 2418 nt
Organism: Dothidotthia symphoricarpi CBS 119687
Lineage: Eukaryota; Fungi; Ascomycota; Dothideomycetes; Pleosporales; Dothidotthiaceae
Product: dual specificity protein kinase-like protein pom1
Exons: 4
Coding region: 1-2418 (805 amino acids)
Biological process (GO): peptidyl-threonine phosphorylation; peptidyl-serine phosphorylation
Molecular function (GO): ATP binding; protein serine/threonine kinase activity
Source: RefSeq, a predicted model, not a curated record
AUGGCCUCGCGCGCUAGCUCAACUUCAGAAGGCGAGGUCGUCGAGACUCAACACAAGGCAAACACAAUCAGUCAGCCCGGCGAACACGCGAUUAACGGCUCCAAUAGGGUCUUUGGACUAGAUGGUGCUGCGGACGAUCAUGGCUAUAAACAUCGCGCUCUGAGUCGGUCUCCUUCACCCUACCGUCGCAAACGCACCCGUUCUCCUUCACCUUAUAGAAGCAAUCGCGCCGCCGGCCGUUCGCCUUCACCAUAUCGUCACGGCCGAGCUGAUCGAAGUCAUGACGACGACCUUCAUAAGCGCAAGGCUUCACCACCGCGCGGUAGCCGACCUGAGAAGCGACAUCAUACUGAUCGUAGCAGACACGGUGACCGCAGAGAUCGUUCUUACGCAGGGGACGCUCAAGCCGAGACCUCCAGGGAUUUCAAAGAAACAACAGCACGACCAUAUGUCAAACCUAUCUCGUAUGCAGAGAUAGAACACUCGAACCCAGUGCCCAACUUUCGAGAUGGUCUAUCCGCUCAUCAUCGACCUCAGAAGUCGUUCAAUAAUGAUCACAGACGAGACAGAACCGUUCACGUAUCCCAUCAUGACAAUCAAUCCGACAGGAACGGGUCCCGAAAGCAGCCGGUGCAGCCUGUUGAGGACAGGGACAUCGAAAUAGUUCACAGGAAACACGCCCAAGACGAGCCCGAAGUAUCUGUAGUAUCUGUGGAAGAUGAGGUUCCUACCCAAGAGACUCGUGAAGAAAAGCGUCGCCGAUGGGCUGCUAAGCGGGCUGCUGCUGAACAGAAAGCAAAGGACAACCUCCUACAGCAGGCACUUGUCACUAAUGCGUUAGAAAUCACGGCGUCUAAUGCUGUAUCUCCAGCAGCCUAUGUGGAGAGCUCAAUAUCGCCUUUCCCUUCUCCUCGCUUUGGUGAAUUGGAUUCGGUUCCGGCUUCUCCAGAUGUCAUGAUCAUAGACAAGCAAGGAGGUAUCAGUCAAGGCAGCAGCCCAUCAGGUGACAGUCCAUCUGCUGCUGACUACGAUCCGAUGCAAGACAUGCUAGACGAUCGCCAUCGUGCAGCUAAGAAGCUCCAAGGUUCUGAGAUGCCCUCUGAUGCGUACAGUGAAACGGAUCCCAAGCUUCUCUCAACAUUGCCAGCCGAGAAAGCUGCCCCUGCAAAGAAGCAGAGGAAAGAUCUUGAUAUGUUUGCUUCAGAUGACGAAGAAGACGAUGAAGAGGCCGGUGAAACACAAAACUACACAAAAGGAGUUGUGCUCGAUGAGAAGCAGCUUGAUAACUGGGACGACCCUGAGGGUUACUACAAGCUCAUCAGCAACGAAUUGGUGAAUGAUGGCCGUUACCGCAUGACCAAAAACCUAGGCCGUGGAGUCUUUGCCAAUGUAGCACAAGCGGAAGACCAGGCUGCAGAGAGUGAGGAUCAAGAUCACAGGAUGGUUGCAAUCAAAAUGAUUCGCAGAAACGACCUGAUGCGAAAGGCGAGUCAGAAGGAGAUGGACUUUUUGCGUGCGGUGAACGACGCAGACCCACAGGACAAGCGCCACAUAAUUCGACUUCUAGGUUCAUUCGAUCACAAGGGCCAUCUGUGCAUCGUGUUUGAGCACAUGUCGAAGAAUUUGCGAGACUUACUCAAGGAGGAGACCAAUGGACACGGUCUUACCCUGCCAGCUGUCAAGACAUAUGCUCGACAGAUGUUCCUCGGCCUGCACCACCUGCAGAAUUGCCAGGUCAUCCACUUAGAUCUGAAACCUGACAAUGUCUUGGUUUCGGCAGACAAGAAGACGAUCAAGCUUGCCGAUUUUGGAACUGCAGUCGACAAGCGAGACGUUAUUGAACGCACUGAAUACCUUGUCAGUCGGUUUUAUCGCGCACCUGAAAUCAUUCUUGGAAUGGAAAUCGGUCAUCCCGUUGACAUGUGGGCUAUAGGCUGCACCGUGUACGAACUGUGGACGGGAAAAAUCCUUUUUACAGGGCGGUCAAACAACCAGAUGGUCAAGGCUUUUAUGGACUGCUUAGGAUGGCCUAGUGAGAAACUGCUCAAGAAGGGUCUAUUGAACAAUGUUCUCGAACACUUCGAAGCUGGGCCACCCUUGAAGUUCAUCAGCCGUGAGGUCGAUCAAUACAACAAGCUUUCUGUUCGUAAAAUUGAACAGCAGAAGAAGAUCAACCGCGAUUUGAAGAUCCGAGUCCACGAUGCCGCUCGAGGCAUCGCUCAAGGCGGUCCAUCUGUCACCGAACUAAACGACUUUGCCGAUCUCUUGAACGCAUGCCUGCAUAUGAAUGUCGAGAAGCGCAUCCAACCAAAGGAAGCCCUCGCUCACAAGUUCCUCGUCAGUAAGAGCCUUGUACCAAAGUCCGCGGUAGUUAAGCCACCAAUGAUGAAGCGCGGCAUGCCUGGCAUUCGACGGUAA